Messenger RNA from Theobroma umbraticum, 669 nucleotides. RefSeq names its product actin-related protein 2/3 complex subunit 5A. The record is from RefSeq and is a predicted model, not a curated record. Lineage: Eukaryota; Viridiplantae; Streptophyta; Magnoliopsida; Malvales; Malvaceae. Gene Ontology annotation, cellular component: actin cytoskeleton; Arp2/3 protein complex. Gene Ontology annotation, biological process: regulation of actin filament polymerization; Arp2/3 complex-mediated actin nucleation.
CGUUGGGAGGGAAAAAAACUUUUUUCCGGGAAAGUUUUUAGUUUGGCAGAGACCUUGGAUCAGAGAAAGUGAGGGAAGCAGCGAUGGCAGGAACAGAGAAAUUUGUGGAAGCUGAUAAUGCAGAGGCUAUAAUAACAAGAAUCGAGCACAAAUCUAGGAAGAUCGAGAGCUUACUUAAACAGAAUAAGCCCGUUGAAGCUCUUAAAACAGCGCUGGAGGGCUCUCCUCCUAUGACUCGAGACGAGCGAUGCAAGUCGGCGAAUUGGAUAGUGGUGCAUAGAGCUCUAAUGGCUAUAAAAGAUGUCGACGGAAUGUUCUCUUCUUUGGAUCCUGAGUACUAUGAUAUUCUUAUGAAGUACUUGUAUAGAGGAUUGUCAACCGGAGAUCGCCCCACAUGUGAUCAGUGUCUUAGGAUUCAUGAGAAGCUUACAGAGAGAGCUGGUUUGGGAUGCAUACUUCGUUCACUUGCUGACACUGUGAAUGCAGUUUGACUCUAUAUCAGUCCUUUCCUUCUAAAAAUAUUGUAUUCUAGAAAUAUUUGUCAUUUUCCUCUAAUUCUUACACAUAUAUGUCAAAUGCAGAUUUUUUCUUUUCAGGGCUGCAAUUAUAAAUUUUUGUUGAACAGAAAUGUGCGAAAACUUUUUAAGUUAUUGAAACUGUUUAUUGCUU